This is a messenger RNA of Moneuplotes crassus, 1520 nucleotides long. The record is from the annotation of a GenBank genome assembly. NCBI's taxonomy places the organism in Eukaryota, Ciliophora, Spirotrichea, Euplotida, Euplotidae.
UUCUAGAUCAAAUGAAGAUAAAAAUAUUCCUAAUCCUUCUUAUAUCUGUCUUUGCUUUAGCUCAAGACACUUAUUCAGAUGGAUAUGGGUACAUUCCAAGCCCCGACCAGUUUAUUAGAGUUGAUGUUUAUGAAGACUUGUUGUGAAGUGAUUGAUCUCCUUUCCAUAAGUCCUUCGUUGAGUAUCUUGGAACAACCACAGAUUCAGGAGAUCUUAUUACCAAGUAUGUAUAUGCAGUGUUCCACUUCUUCCCACUCCCAUACCACCACAAUUCGUUCUUCGUGUCUCAAUUGAUUCCCUUCGUGUACGACUUAAGAGGAAGAACUGAAGACGUUCUCACUUAUGCAGAUUAUAUCCUUAAAAACCAGAGAAAUUUCGGCCAAGGAUCUGAGAACCUCAGCGAAUUUGGAGUUCAACAAAAGAUAUGCAAUGAGACUUCAACUGAUCUUAGUGACCUAGACUUUGAUUAUAGCCAAUGUAUGAUCUCCUUCAGAAAUAAAGAGUACAUUAAGGAAACUGUCAUUCAGUGGAAGCAAGGAGCUCAUGAUGGAAUCAGUGAAACACCUACUGUUUUCGUGAAUGCACUAGAAAUUCCUGCACCAACCACUGUAAAAGAAUGGCAAGAUUUAUUGAACCCAGUUCUUCCUGGAUCUAACUCUCCUCUUGGUGGUGUUAGUAAUACUCAGGGGCCUCAGUUACCACCAAAGGUAACUAUAUCUCCAAGAAAAUCAAAUCCUCCAGCUGUUCCACAACCUCCAUCAAAGAGACCAGCAAGAGGACCUCAAAUUCCUACUCAGAGCCCAACUAUUGUACCACCAAAAGUCCCAUCUCAGCUUGUUCCUAGUGUCCGUCCUAAAUUCGUUCCUGAGCCGGCCCGUGAGUUCUCUCCUGAAGCAGCUGCUGCUAGCUUCGAGAAGUGUGCUUUCGGCCCACCACCUUCAGCUACUGAGGAGACAACAACUGAAGAGGCUCCAGUUGAAGAGACUACAGCAGAAGAGGUCACAGCUGAAGAGGCCCCUGCUCAAGAAGCUCCUGCUGAAGAAACUGCAACAGAAGAACCCACAACUGAAAAUACCACAACCGAAGAAGCUGCUCCAUCGGUAGAAGAAGCUUCACCUGAAGAGGCCCCUGCUCAAGAAGCUCCUACUGGAGAGGCUGCAACUGAAGAAGCCUCUACUGAAGAAACUGUCUCUGCUGAAGAGGAAGUAAGCAAUGACGAGGAAACUGACGGAUUAAGUAACGAGGAAGAAUCAAUUUUAUCAAGGAUUGCCAAUGUUAUCCCAAAACUUAUUAGCGGAGAUGAAGAUAGUUCAGAGCAGGUUACUACUGAAGAGCCAGCAACUGAUGAUGACACUAAUUCAGAAGACAUAGCACAAGCUGGUGAAGAUACUAAUCAGAAUGAUGAAUCUCCAGAUUUCAGUGAUGCCGAAAUUGCUGCUAUUGCUGAGGAGAUGGAUAAAAUCGCUUCUGAUGAGGCCUCAGCUGAAUCAAAUGAUUCAUUGUUCUUUGGACUCUUCUAG